Molecule: messenger RNA, 750 nt
Organism: Nicrophorus vespilloides
Lineage: Eukaryota; Metazoa; Arthropoda; Insecta; Coleoptera; Silphidae
Product: calcium and integrin-binding protein 1-like
Exons: 5
Coding region: 113-667 (184 amino acids)
Molecular function (GO): calcium ion binding
Source: RefSeq, a predicted model, not a curated record
UUUGUGACAGCUAGGUCAGUUUGGGCAAGUUUGGGUCUAUUGUUAUUUAUUGUGUUUCAGUAGAUUUUUUUUUGUUUAACUUCUGAUUUAUCUGCAAUUAAUAAUUAUCAAAAUGGGACAAGGAAAGAGUCAAUUCUCUGAAGAGGAACUGCAAGAUUAUCAAGAUCUUACUUACUUUACAAAAAAGGAAGUUUUGUAUGCUCACCAAAAAUUUAAAUCACUAGCUCCAGAAAAAGUUGGCCAUAAUAAGAAUGCCAAAUUGCCCUUGUCGAAAGUAUUAAUGUAUCCAGAAUUAGGGGUUAAUCCAUUUGGCGAAAGGAUUUGCAAAGUAUUUAGCUCUGGUCAUGAUGGUGAUUGCACAUUUGAGGAUUUCUUGGAUAUGAUGUCUGUUUUUAGUGAUGGAGCACCAAAAGCUGUAAAAGCUGAACAUGCUUUUAGAAUAUUUGACUUUGAUGGUGAUGAUAUGUUAGGAGUGUCUGAUCUCCGUCAAGUAGUGGAACGUUUGAUUGGAUCUAAUGAAUUAUCAGAAAAUGAAAUGCUGCAUCUGAUUCAAAACAUUCUUGAGGAAGCAGAUUUAGAUGAUGAUGGUGCCUUAUCAUUUGCAGAAUUUGAACAUAUAAUUGAUAAAUCUUCAGAUUUCUCAAGUGCAUUUCGUAUUAGACUAUAAUAUUAGUCACAAUUAACCAAUGUUAUCUGCAGUCAUUUAAUUUUAAUAUAUUGUAAUUAUAUUUAAAUAAAACAUUCAUUCCA